Molecule: messenger RNA, 708 nt
Organism: Acanthosepion pharaonis
Lineage: Eukaryota; Metazoa; Mollusca; Cephalopoda; Sepiida; Sepiidae
Source: the annotation of a GenBank genome assembly
AUGGAGGAUCUAAAUAGCCGACGGAGCAAAUGUUCUAAUCACUCGACUACGCGACCAUAUUACACACACACACGCACACACAUACACACACAUCUAUCUAUCUAUCUAUCUAUCUAUCUAUCUAUCUAUCUAUCUAUCUAUCUAUCUAUCUAUCUAUCUAUGUGCACUAUUUCUUUCUUUCUUAAUUUUUCGCUUUCUUUUCUUUACUUUCUUUCGUUCUUUUUCCCCUCUAAUUUUCGUCUUUCUUUGAUCUACUUCUCUCUGGUACUUUACUGUCUAUAUGCUAAUGAUGUUUACCUACCUACCUACUUGAGCUAUGCAUUACUCACAAAAGGAAAAAGAAGUUAUCACAUAAGAACUCUACAUGUUCUCUUUAUCUUUCUUUCCCCCCUCAUAUUUUGCUUUCACUUCUUCACUUACUUACUCUCGUUCUUGAUUUUUUAUAACGCUCUUUUUAUCUAUUACCCUCUAAACUCUAUCGCUUUCCAUGUUAUUUCUUCAAUUAGCAGCUGUCUUUUCCAUUCUUCUUCUUCUUCGUCUUCUUCUUCUUCUUCUUCUUCUUCUUCUUCUUCUUCUUCUUCUAUGUCCCUUCAGAACCCUCCUACUCUUUCCUUGAUAUCUUUUGAAAUUGAAUUCUUCCUUUCUGUUUUCUGUCUAUCGAAUUUUCUCAAAUACAAAUACCAGAGAGGACAUCUUCCCCCGUGUUGA